AUGGCAGGCGCGAUGAACAACGCGAAGCGGGAAACCCGCAAGAUCCGCGACGAGGACCGCGAGAGCAAGUUGGGCGUUGUCUUUGGUGUUUCUGGCCCAGUCGUCGUUGCGGACAACAUGGUUGGGUCCAGCAUGUACGAAUUGGUCCGUGUCGGCUACGACGAGCUGGUCGGCGAAAUCAUCCGGAUUGACGGUGCCAAGGCGACAAUUCAGGUGUACGAAGAGACGAGCGGCGUUUGUGUCGGCGAUCCGGUCAUGUGCACAGGCAAGCCCCUCUCUGUGGAGCUGGGCCCCGGCAUGCUCGAGAACAUCUACGACGGUAUCCAGCGCCCCCUCGAGGCCAUUGCGGAUCUCAGCAAGAGUAUCUACAUUCCCCGUGGUGUAAAUACGCCCGCGCUGAGCCGCGAGAAAAAAUGGUCGUUUACUCCGGGCAAGUUCAAGGUGGGCGACCACAUCACUGGCGGCGAUAUUUACGGGUCCGUGCUCGAGAAUCCUCUCGUGCGCGACCACAGGAUCAUGCUGCCUCCUCGCGCCCGCGGCACCAUUACGCACAUUGCCGAGAAGGGCGAAUACACUGUUGACGACGUGGUGCUCGAGACCGAGUUCAACGGCGAGAAGCAGCAGCACAAGCUGAUGCAUACCUGGCCCGUCCGUGCGCCUCGUCCCGUCGCCGAAAAGCUGCGUGCCGACUACCCCCUCUUCACUGGGCAGCGUAUUCUCGAUGCGCUCUUCCCUGCGAUCCAGGGCGGCACAACCUCGAUUCCCGGCGCGUUUGGCUGUGGCAAGACGGUGAUUUCCCAGGCGCUCUCCAAGUUCUCCAACUCGGACAUUAUCACGUACGUCGGGUGCGGUGAGCGUGGAAAUGAGAUGGCCGAGGUGCUUGAAGAGUUUCCUCAGCUCACACUCACAUCUGACGGCGUCGAGCAGCCGAUCAUGCGCCGUACGACCCUAGUGGCCAACACGUCCAACAUGCCAGUCGCCGCUCGUGAAGCUUCGAUCUACACGGGCAUUACGCUGUCAGAGUACUUUAGGGACAUGGGCUACAAUGUCGCCAUGAUGGCCGAUUCGACCUCGCGCUGGGCCGAGGCACUGCGCGAGAUCAGUGGCCGUCUUGCCGAGAUGCCGGCCGACUCGGGCUAUCCUGCGUACCUCGGCGCAAAGCUUGCGUCCUUCUACGAGCGUUCCGGCAAGGUUUCUGCGCUUGGCUCGCCGGAGCGCAUGGGCUCGGUGAGUCUUGUGGGCGCCGUCAGCCCCCCUGGUGGUGACUUUUCCGACCCGGUGACCACCGCGACACUCGGUAUCGUCGGUGCCUUUUGGGGUCUCGACAAGAAGCUUGCGCAGCGGAAGCAUUUCCCCUCGGUCAACUGGAACGUGUCCUACUCGAACUACACGAGCCCCUUGGAGGGGUACUACGAGAAGAACUGGCCGGGCUUUUCUGCCCUGCGGGCAUCGUGCCGUAACUUGCUGCAGAAAGACGAUGAUCUGGCCGAAAUUGUGCAGCUUGUCGGUAAGAGUGCGCUGGGCGAGAGCGACAAGGUGAUUUUGGAAGUUGCACAGAUCGUCAAGAACGACUACCUGCAGCAGAACGGUAUCUCGGAAUACGACCAGUACUGUCCUUUCUACAAGACCAGUGGAAUGCUCCGCAAUAUUAUGGGGUACAAUGACCAUGCGCAGGCCGCGCUAGCUUCCAACCCUGACCUUACAUGGGCCCGGAUUCGGGAGCAUACGCAAGACGCGCUGUACGGGCUGACCCAGCAGAAGUUUGAGGACCCCAAGCAGGGCGAGAAGGCCAUUGUGGAGAAGUACGACAAGGUCGCUGCGGACAUGGCCGAGGCUUUCCGUAGCUUGUCCGACUAG
Molecule: messenger RNA, 1857 nt
Organism: Malassezia vespertilionis
Lineage: Eukaryota; Fungi; Basidiomycota; Malasseziomycetes; Malasseziales; Malasseziaceae
Gene: VMA1
Product: H(+)-transporting two-sector ATPase
Exons: 1
Coding region: 1-1857 (618 amino acids)
Biological process (GO): ATP metabolic process; proton transmembrane transport
Cellular component (GO): fungal-type vacuole membrane; proton-transporting V-type ATPase, V1 domain
Molecular function (GO): ATP hydrolysis activity; proton-transporting ATPase activity, rotational mechanism; ATP binding
Source: RefSeq, a predicted model, not a curated record